AUGGCAUCUUUGUUUAUUCCGUUGCUGUGCUGGGCUUCGGUGGCGGGCGGUGAUGAGCUCGAGCAGUUCUGCGAUACAGAGGUGUAUCCUCCAUGUGACGUCGGCUUCCCCGUAGGCCGAGACUCUCCGGGUCUUUGGACCACCAACGCAUCGGGCCUUGCGAUCAAGGCAGCUCGCCGCCCCAGUCGUCGAUUCAAGGCUACGAGAGACGAAAACGCGACGAAGGAGCUCGGAUCUCCUUUGACACGUCGCGUGCAUAAAGAGUUCAGCCUCCCCGAAGCACUUCAUGUCAAGGAGAAGACGGUGAUCGCCUUGCAUGCCGGGCAUGAUGGCUCCAUCGCUAUUGGUAAGGGUGGCCGAAUCCAGUGUGUUUUGGAAUUGGAAAGACUGUUUGAGGACAGAUAUUUCAUUCCCAAAACUGAUCAUUUCCAUUUCCAUUGGCACAGGGCCCUUGAGACAGUAUAUGAGAGUUGCGAAUGCGAGGACGGGUCAUGCCCAACGAAUUUUGAUUUCGGCAUCAUGGUGAAUUUCGGGGGAGAUGUGUCGGUGCAGCAUGCAGAUCUGCCAAAUAUUGUAGAAAGAUUUUUUCGUGUUCGCGAGUGGCGGAAUGUGAACCACCAUGAGGCGCAUGCAUUGAUGGGAUUCUUCUCCUCGCCGUUUCGCUCUGCCUUCAUUCUGUCGUACGAUGGCGGUGGCAACGAUGGUGUUUUCAAUGCCUUUCUGGGUAGAGGCUUUGAGCUGCAUCGCAUCGGUCGAAAACCGCUCAACUUGGGCGCAGGAUAUUACAAGCUCGCUAGCUUCUUGCACGAGGUCAACGGAUAUCCUGAAACAAGAAACCUGGUGUGUGAGAGGCUAGAGGAGGAGGACGGCGAUUGGGUUGAGCUGGCGAUGUUGUUUCCAAUCCAUGUUUUCGUCGCUUUUGCAGGCAAGCUGAUGGGAUACUCCGGCCUGGCGAACCCUUCACCGGAAAUUGGACCCUGGAUUCGCGAGUACUUCCAUCGAUGGGCAAUAGGGGAAGACAGAGUGCCACGAGCCUUUCUGGUCAAGGUGUGUGAAGGCACGGAGAGUCAGCGCAUUCUUGCGGCCACGAUUCAGGCUGAGUUUGAGCGCGUGAUGCACCCCAUCAUCCAAGAAUACCUGCAAACUCUGCAGAUGAAAGGCAUUACUGUUGAAGGGAUCGUGCUUACCGGAGGAUGUGCACUCAAUGUGGUUGCAAAUCAACUAGUACGCGACACGCUGACAGAAGUCAAGGCAUCACAACCGGUCUUAACGAGACCCAGGGAUGUUUACGUGCCUCCGGCUCCGAACGACUCCGGAUUGACCGUGGGAGCCAUCUGGGCUGUUUCGCCACCAGUAGGCCCCCGUCAACCGCUGCAAUAUCUUGGCUUCCAGCUCUGGGAUCUGGACGAGCUCGGAAAGGAAGCAGAGCAGAGAGGGGCUCAGAGAUUGUCCGAGCUCGGUGGCGUCCAAUACCUCGCCGAGCUCUUGGCCGGUGGCCCGGCCUGGGCGGCUCAGAAGCGCGGUGCAGGGCACGAGAAGCCGAUCAUUGCGGUGGUGCGCGGGAGACAGGAGUUCGGGCCCCGCGCUUUGGGACAUCGAUCUUUAUUGGCGGUACCAGACUCCGAGUACAUGCGCGAUCGUAUGAAUCGUUUGAAAGCCCGGCAGUGGUAUCGGCCGGUAGCCCCGAUGAUUGCAGAAGAGGCUUUGGAAGAAGUUUUUGGCUUCAAGUACACUUCGGCCUACAUGGAGUUUGCCCCAGCGGUGCGUAGUGAGAUCUGGAAGCGCUUCCCAGCAAUUGCUCACGUUGAUGGUACAGCUCGUCAUCAGUCUGUCAGCCGUGCAGACGAACCUUGGGUACAUGCUCUUCUGCUGGCCGUUGCUAAAUUCACUGGUCUCGCUGCUCUUAUAAACACAAGCUUUAACUCCAAAGGCAAGCCUAUCGUCAAUACCGUUGAGGCAUCACUGAAAAUGUUGGAUGAGUUGCAAGAUCUCGACUAUGUUCUGAUCGAGGACUGGCUGUUCCGGGCACCAGCUGUCAAGCGAGAAGAAGAGGUUCCAAAGAGGAAGCCCUUUUCUGUUCUUGCUCUCGGAGAUGUGACAAAAGACAAAAAUUGA
Messenger RNA from Symbiodinium sp. CCMP2456, 2115 nucleotides. Lineage: Eukaryota; Dinophyceae; Suessiales; Symbiodiniaceae. The record is from the annotation of a GenBank genome assembly.